Messenger RNA from Papaver somniferum (opium poppy), 2031 nucleotides. Its product is annotated as molybdate transporter 1-like. Lineage: Eukaryota; Viridiplantae; Streptophyta; Magnoliopsida; Ranunculales; Papaveraceae. The record is from RefSeq and is a predicted model, not a curated record. The coding region runs from base 483 to 1922 and encodes 479 amino acids. The transcript has a single exon. Gene Ontology annotation, molecular function: molybdate ion transmembrane transporter activity. Gene Ontology annotation, biological process: molybdate ion transport.
AAAAAAAAAAAAAAAAAAAAAAAAACUUCAACCUCGUAGUCUCCAAUUCAUUGCUCCCCUCCCUGCGCAGCCAAAGCCAAUGUUUUCACUUCAAGUUAAACCCUAAUUCGGUUCAUGCACCAAAAAAGGGGGAGACUAUACAAGAAUAUUGCAGAGAGGCUUAUAUCAAUCACCCAAUCUCUAUCAUAAGGUCAAUCUCCCUUUUUUUCUUCUUUCCUUUUGUUUUAUCUUUAGGAUCAGAAUUUUAUUAUUAUACAAAUUUUUCAGUUUUUAGAAGUAAUAAUUUUAAGGAUUUGAUACUUUGAUACUUCCACAAACAGAGGCAGAUAGUGUCAAGUCUUUAGUGACCUCCCAAGUUGCUAAAAGACACUCAAUUCCCUUUUUGACUUGUAUUUUUAUAUAGGGUUCUACUUCUAUAAACCACCUUAUUACUCAACUUCAUUUUUACCCAAUUCUACUGUUCUUGGACAACCAAAAAAAAAAUGUCUCACCAAGAACACCAAUUGCAUCACCAACAGCAUGUUGAACCCCAAAAUUCUGCACAACCCGCGAAGCCGACUGCACGAUUUCCGGCUAAUCUUUUUAGCAAGGGAAUGGAUAAUUUGAGGUUUCGAUCGAAAUGGGCAGAAUUGAAUGGUGCAAUGGGUGAUUUAGGUACCUAUAUACCUAUAGUCAUUGCAUUAACAUUAGCUAAGGAUCUUAAUCUUGGUGUAACACUGAUAUUUACUGGUUUUUAUAAUAUUAUUACUGGUUUGAUUUACGGUGUGCCGAUGCCUGUACAACCUAUGAAGUCAAUUGCAGCUGUUGCUAUAUCAUCGAGCAAUGAGGAGUUCGGUAUUCCAGAGAUAAUGGCGGCUGGAAUUUGUACAGGAGGGAUAUUAUUCUUUCUUGGCAUUACUGGACUGAUGGGUCUUGUUUAUAAGAUAAUUCCACUGCCUGUUGUUAGAGGAAUUCAACUCUCCCAAGGUUUAUCUUUCGCAUUGACAUCGGUUAAAUACAUUCGGAAGAAUCAGGACUUUUUGAAAGGGAAGGCCGGUGUUGAUAGACAAUGGUUAGGGUUGGAUGGAUUGGUUUUAGCUCUUGUCUGUGCUGGUUUUAUUAUUAUUGUUAAUGGUGCAGGUGAAGAGACAGAAAAUGACAGUCAUAAUAGAGAAAGAGAUCAAGUUGAUAGUGAAUUUCAUAAUGAGAAUUCUGAUAGGAGAUUAAGGAGUAAACUAUGGAAGAUUCUAUUCUCAUUACCUUCAGCUGUGAUUGUGUUCUUAUUGGGAAUAAUACUAGCUUUCAUUAGACAGCCUGGGAUUGCAAAGCAGAUAAGGUUUGGACCAUCUAAUGUAAAUAUUGUGAAGAUUUCUCGGCAUGCGUGGAAACAAGGGUUCAUUAAAGGUACAAUUCCACAACUACCGUUAUCAGUAUUGAAUUCUGUUAUUGCAGUGUGUAAGUUAUCGUCAGAUCUUUUCCCGGGUAAGGAUUUCUCGGCGACAUCAGUAUCGGUUAGUGUUGGGGUAAUGAACUUGGCUGGAUGCUGGCUUGGUGCCAUGCCAUGUUGUCAUGGCGCAGGAGGAUUAGCUGGGCAGUAUAAAUUUGGAGGAAGGAGUGGUGGUUGUGUUGCAAUUCUUGGUGCAGCUAAACUUGUGCUGGGUUUAGUUAUAGGAAGUUCACUAGUGAAAAUCCUAACUGAAUUUCCAGUGGGAUUGUUAGGAGUUUUGCUUUUGUUUGCAGGAAUUGAAUUGGCCAUGACUUCAAAAGAUAUGAAUUCCAAGGAGGAAGCAUUCGUAAUGCUUGUCUGCACAGCAGUGUCAAUUGGUUAUAAUGCAGCAGUAGGGUUUGUUGGUGGGAUCAUCCUUUAUUUGCUUCUUAAGCUAAGGAAUUUGAGCAAGAGUGAAAAUGCAAGCCCGGGAAAUUGUUUCCGUGGGAAUCCAUAAAAAGAUAGGAGGACUCUAGUGACAUCCUUAGUUUUAGUACCAUUUCUUGUGAUCAAAUUUUACUGUUUACGACUUUCAGUGUUUCUCAAAUAAAUUUUACUGUUUACGA